Suillus clintonianus is the source of this 1069-nucleotide messenger RNA. RefSeq names its product ribosome biogenesis regulatory protein-domain-containing protein. Gene Ontology annotation, biological process: ribosomal large subunit biogenesis; ribosomal large subunit export from nucleus; endonucleolytic cleavage in ITS1 to separate SSU-rRNA from 5.8S rRNA and LSU-rRNA from tricistronic rRNA transcript (SSU-rRNA, 5.8S rRNA, LSU-rRNA). Gene Ontology annotation, cellular component: nucleolus; nucleus; preribosome, large subunit precursor. Gene Ontology annotation, molecular function: protein binding. The record is from RefSeq and is a predicted model, not a curated record. NCBI's taxonomy places the organism in Eukaryota, Fungi, Basidiomycota, Agaricomycetes, Boletales, Suillaceae. The transcript has 5 exons. The coding region runs from base 59 to 994 and encodes 311 amino acids.
GUGCAUAACACUGAUCACUCAGUAUUUUCUUGUCCAUAUUUACGCACGAAGUUCUGCAAUGGACGUCUCAAAUAUCCUAGCAUCUCAUGCUGCAAAAUUCCAAUCUGUCACCGUCGAAAAAGAGACACCUCUCGACGUGGACACCGGCUUCCUGACUGUCACAGACCUCACCCCAAUCGACGAGGAUGAUUACAAAUCAAAUCUUGAAGAAUACCUACAGUCAACUGCUCGAGAUGGCAUCCAGGCAUUAAUCGCAGCACUAUAUGCCCUGCCCACCCAACCAUCACCAGAUGGCCCACUCGCCCAACUUCCAGCACCGACAACACAACUCCCUCGUGCUAAACCCCUUCCCAAGCCUAAACCACCGACGAAAUGGGAACGCUUCGCUGCUGCAAAAGGCAUCCAGAAGCGUGUGCGUGAAAAGAAGGUGUGGGAUGAAGAACGACAGGAGUGGGUUAACCGCUGGGGUAAAGACGGUAAAAAUAAGGAAAAGGAGGAACAGUGGAUUCAUGAAGUCAAGGCUGAUGCUCCUGUGGACCAUGAUCCUGUCAAAGCCGCCCGCGAUGCACGGACAUCAAGAGUUGCCAAAAACGAGCGACAGCGGCUCCAAAAUAAUGCUCGUGCACAAACCACUGCUGGUGAUCGGGAGGGCCGUAAAAUGGAUAUCGAGAAGACUCUCGCUACCACUCGAAUAAGUACUGCAAGCAUGGGCAAAUUUGACAAAAAGCUCGACGGAGAGAAGAAACUGAGAGGCGUCAAGCGCAAGUUUGAGGCUGCAGAAACAUCUGUGGAACAAGAAAAACAGGCAUCACUUGCAGUGCUUUCGAAGUUGGACAGCGAUGUAAAGAGAGCAAGAAAAGAGAAAGGCGGUGGCGAUGGCGUUCUCAACGUACGGAAGGCAAUACGGAAUGUAAGCAAGGGCAGAGGUGGUGUUGCUCUCGCUCGCGAAGCCAACAGAAAAGGAGCGAAAGGCAAAAGAGGCGGCAAACGAUAGUCAGUAAAAGUACUAUAUAUUCUAUGCUAUCAUUCAUCAGCGUCGUCAUAUCAAAUCAUCACGCAUAUCGUUAUA